This is a messenger RNA of Xyrichtys novacula (pearly razorfish), 6721 nucleotides long. Lineage: Eukaryota; Metazoa; Chordata; Actinopteri; Labriformes; Labridae. The record is from the annotation of a GenBank genome assembly.
AUGUACCGUACGCUCGCUCCGCUCCGCGCGCCUCCUCCCUGCCUACCCGUCCAUCCCUGCGGCUUUACAUCCGAUCGGGUCGGUCCAGGACCCGGGAAGACGGGCGGUCGCACCGUUGGAUGUGUUCCCCUCCUCCCGGUACCGAUCCGUCGGUCAGUGCUGCAUCCUCCUCGGCUCAGCCUCGACAGUCCUCCUCCUCCUCCUCCUCCUCCUCCUCCGCGGCUGAUGCUGCUGCUCUUACGUUACCGUGAUCCCGCGCGGCAUCGCAUCACAUCACGUCACCGUUACAGCCACCGCCACCGUCGCUGCCCGCAGUCACCGUUUCCGUGAAGUUCCCAGCAGCCCCGGUGCUCCUCUCUCUCUCCUCCUGCCGGUCCAGGCAGCGGGCGCUCGGUCGCUCGGUGUGUUUCAGCACGCAGGCGCACCGGAGAGAGAGGGGCGCUGUGCACGAGGGCUGCAGCAGCUGCUGCACUGAGAUACACACACACACAUAGACACACACACACACACACACACAACCCCCGCCUGUCCCAGUUACUAUUAGCGUUACUGUUACUUUCGGUACCGUUACUACAACUAAAAUGAGCUAUAGUUAUAAAACUGUUAGAAUAUCAUGUACUGUAUUUUACCGUUUUGUGAUUUUAUUCAUUUUUUAUUCUUUUUUUAUAUUGUUGAUUUUAUUUUUAUUUUUAUGUUACUCUCUGUACCAUUUCUACAACCGGAAGGAGCUAUAGUUAUUAGACUGUUAUAAUAUUAGGUACGGUAUUUUACCGUUUUGUGAUUUUUUGUCACACAGUAGUGAGAUUUUUUUAUUUGUUUAUCUUUGUAUUCUUUUUUGGUUCUUUUUUCAUAUUGUUGGUUUUAUUUUUAUUUUUAUUUUUAUUUUUAUGUUUAUGUUACUCUCGGUACCGUUACAACAACCGAAAUGAGCUAUCGUCUUUAAAAUGUUAUAAUAUCAGGUACGUUUUUUUAACGUUUUCUAAUUUUUUUUAUUCAGUAGUGAGAUUAAUUGUUUUGAUUUUUUUAUUUGUUUUAAUUUAUAUUAAUUUUUGAUUUUUUUUCUUAUUGUUGAUUUUAUUUUAUUUUUUAUUUUUUAUUCAUUUAUUUCCCUAUUAGUGUGUUUUUUUAUAGUCCUUUUUGUACAAGACUGAGUUUGAUUUAAAACUUAACUUAAUUCAGAAAAAAAAAAAACCUGACUUAUAUAAAAUUUAAAAAAGAAAAAACCUAAUUAAAAAAAACACAAACAGGUUCAAUAUGAGCACAUUGAAAUAAAAUUCAGAGGGCUAAUUGGAGCAGCCAUAACCCUACCCUUCUUUCCUACAGUCAUAUAAACAUUAAUAAAGUUUCCAAAUAAAGGGGUUAAAAAAAUAAAUCUAUAUUCAAAAUUAGCUGAAAAAUAAGAUUGUUAAAAUUUAGGAGAGAUUGAAAAACAUUGAAGCGUUUAUCUCUGAGAAAACAUAAGUGCAGUUUUAAGAUGAAAUAUUUUUCUAAUGUUGUGUUUAAGAAUAAGAGUCAGAGAUUCUAAUCCUUUAAUGAAUAUUUGAGAUAUUUCUGAAAUAAAUAGGGGAUUUGUCAGACACUAAACAGCAGUAGUUUCCUGCUGAAUGAAUGAAUGAAGCUAAAACUAAAGCGUCACCUAGAGGACGACUGAAGACAUAGCACCCUUUACACUGGCCUCUGUCUAAACUCAGGAGCUUUCUCUGCUUGAAAAGAGGACCGAGAGUUUAUAUGAGACUGAAUAUUUUAUUGUAAAAACAUCGUUAGACUGCAGGCUUUAGACGUUUUUAUAAAUAUACAUAUUUCCGUGUUUAGCUUUGACAAAAAUCCUGCUGUUAAAGCCUGUUACAUAUAUAUUAAUUAGAUAGAUAAAGAGAUCUUUUUAUUUGCCUCACUUUGGUGCAGGGGGAUGCGCCGUCGCAGCGUCAUGACGUCACGUUGCCGUAGAAACAGCAGAGCGUUGACCCCAAUUCAAGGGGCUAAUAGUGCUAUGGCGAAAACGUGAAUUUUGUCGCUCUUUUGCCGUUGUAAGCCCAAUUUCGAAAAUAAAAAGUCGCGGUUAAUGUCACUUAGUUCGUGUAUAUCGGUUUCCCUUUUUUUCAGCGUGUUGUUUGCGUGAGUUUUAACGAUAAUUGAAGAUUUGCUCAGCGUGGAUGCUAACCAUGAUGCUAACAGGCGUUUUAAAGAAGUCUGUGACCCCCGAGGGUCUGUGACACAACGAGGGGGAGAGGUGAGAUAUCUGAAUGGUUUGUUACAGACGUUUUUUGGAUAAUGUUAUAUUUAAAACUUGUAGAGCUAACACUUAUAGUUGGCAGUUCCUGAAGUUUAUCCUGUGUCUACUUAAAAUCAUCCUAUAGAAUAAAAGCAGGUCCCAGUAACACCUGUGAGACUCCUUCUGCACAUUUCUGCAACAACAGUGGCUUUUUUGACUAUUUUAAGGGUGUUACGGUGAGAAUGGAGUCCCAGGUGGAGGAGCCCAUGGUGUUGGAGCUGAAGAGACAACUAGACGAUGAAGACCUGGACCUGGAGCAGAGAUUUAACCUGCUGAACUCUGGAUUAAACAGUAAGACCACCAGCAUCAUGCCUGUCUGACUUAGCGUUACCCUCAGCUGUCUUUCUUUUAGGGCUUCAAACAGCCAUCUCUAACCCAGUCUUUCAUCUCAAGUAUUUUUGUGAACUCUGCUCUCGCUUACUUAGUGUUUAUCUCUGUCAGGGGUAUUAAACACGGCUGCGGUGCAGACAGACAGCAGCGUGUUGACUCAUGUGAAGUCUCAGCUGUAUCUGAGCGGUGUCCUGAGUCACUGCAUCCUCGUUCUGUCUCAGGAUCCCAGAAAGCUGCGGGGAAACUGGAGCGGCGCUGCCACGCUCGCCCAACUCACCAGGUGAUGCUUUGCUUUGACAGUCGGUCAUUCAUCAGACAGGAUCGAUUCAAAUAAAUCCAACAAAGGGACUGGUGUCUUUUGUUUCUUUAAACUUUUUAAACGUCUGUAAGUUUUAAAAGAUGUUUUAAGUUCUAAGAUGUUUUCCCUCACCUGUCUGCAUGUCCAGUUCCUGUUGUGUGGGGGUGGAGCCAGACAGACGCUCAGAGGCCUUUCAUAGGCUGUUUCUGCCGUCUGUGAUGGAUGCCCUCCUGUCAUUGGCCAGUCAGCUGAUGAAGCAGAAAGAGGUGAGGAGCUUUCUUAAAUGAAAUGAGAGUUGUCUCUCUUCCUGUCUCACCUCCUGUCUCUCUGUCAGUGCGUGCCUCUCUUCAGGAAGGUGAUGGACUCGGUGGGCUGGUUGCUGAGAUCUCACACUUGGCUCACAGCUCAGGGUCAGUCACUUUCACUGUCUAUUGAUCUCCUCCUCAUAGACCCACUGAUUAGUUUAUUGAUCUGUCUGUCUGUUUGUCUGUGAGUGAAAAGAGCAGCGGGUCAUCAAGUGACAGCUGAUGUUUUAUGUCUUCUAGUUCUAAGCUCCGCCCACUACGAGCGGAUCCAGAUGUGUGAUGAUGUCGCCGUGUCUCUGCUGUGUGUGCAGUUGUGGAUACAGAUCUGCUCAGCCAGCAGGUAACACAGACACAUGUACACAGCAGGACCACCAGGACACCAGAUUUUACCACUUUUUAAUUAAUUAAUUUAUUUAUUUUGAAGGUUAAUUAUUAGCGUGUUUUUCUUUUAUUAGAGAAGAUGGACGAAAAGAGACGGGAAAUUUGUAAAGUGUAUGUAUGUUUACACCUGAACUCCAACUGAAACAUCCUGCUCUCUCUCUCUCAAUUCAAUUUCAAUUUUCAAUUCCAAUGAGCUUUAAAGGCAUGAUUGUUACUACGAUAUACUGCCAAAGCUUUUAAACAUAAAACAACAAUAUUGAUAAUAAUAAUAAUAAUAAUAAUGAGAAGAGAAAGAAAAAAAAUAACAAAGCAAUAAUAACAGUAAUAAAAAUAAUAAUAGCCAUAAAAAAAGCAAUAAUAACAGUUAUAAUAAUAAUAAUAAUAAUAAUAAUAAUAGCAAUAAAAAACAAUAACAGUAAUAAUUAUAAUAAUAAUAGUAUUAAAAAACAUUAAUAACAGUAAUAACAGUAAUAAUAAUAAUAAUAAUAAUAAAAGCAAUAAAAAAACAAUAAUAGCAGUAAUUAUAAUAAUAAUAAUAACAAUAAAAACAAUAAUAAUAAUAAUAAUAACAAUAGCAAUAAAAACAAUAAUAACAAUAAUAAUAAUAAUAAUGAAUAGAUAGUGACAGUUUCAUCAUGUUUGCAGAUUAACAUCUCUCUCUCUCUCUCUCUCUCUCUCUCUCUUUCUCUCUCUCCCUCUUCCUAUUUCUUUCUCUCUCUUUCUCUCUCUCCCUUUUUCUCUCUCUCAGAGACUUCCUCCCAGGUUUGAGCGACAACUCUGUCAUGCUGCUGCUUAACGAGGCUGUUGGCCAAUUAGCCGUCUGCCCCGAUGCUUCGGUGGGCGGCGCCUCCAUUAGACUGAUUCUCCUCCUGGCCAAUCAGCAGGAGCAGCGGGUCCAGCCCCUCCUCCUCGGAUUCAAAGGUCAGAGGUCACACAGGUUCACAUAUAUUAGUACUUUUUUUUUCAAAGAUGCGGGACUGAAAAAGAGACUCUGUCGAACUCUGAAGGUCUGGACAGCCUCUUGGACAAAGACUGGAGGGGGCGGGGUUUUGACAAAGACGUGAAUCAGCUGAUUGCUCUUAUCCAAUCAGAUGGAGGGAGAAGGAGUCAGUCCCAGGUCUGUGUAUCCCUAAAAUCUGAGGAACAUCUGAUCAAUCUCAGGUUACUCUAUCUGCCUUUUUACUACCUGUCUGCUGACCUCUGACCCUUCCUCUCUUGCUGUAGGUUGAUACUGAGCGUGUGCGGGCAGCAUGUGUAAUCCAGGCAGCCUGGAGGUCGUAUCAAACCAGACGCAGAGUAAAGAGCCUUCACAGAGUCAUGAGCACGCUACAGAAGAGAUACAGGUACCUGAUUGUGUGCGUGCGUGCGUGUAGAAAUGGACAGGGGAGUCAUCUAAGCUGUGUGUGUGUUGCGUUUGCGUGUGUUUGUAUCAGGGCUCUGAAGAGGCAUCAGCAGCAGCAGAGGGAGGCCCAGCAGUGGGAGGAGGAGUUGAAGUAUCAGGUGAGAGUAAUCCUGCGCGCGGAGUGAUGAUGCUGCAGGGAUCUGAAGUUAAAAAGAAGUGCUGUUAACAAUGUGUGAGAGCUGUGUGUGUGUGUGUGUGUGUGUGUGUGUGUGUGUGUGUGUUUCAGGUGUGUUUGAGGCGACAGCAGGCGAGGAGAAGGUUCCAUCAAAAACAGAGAGAGCUGCUGCAGCUGCUGCCUGCAGGUACACACUCACUGACACACACAAACACAGGAAGUCUAUUACUUUUGUUCAUAUUCUCAUAAACAACGCAGCCUGAUAAAGUGGAAGGAAACGUAUCGACACUUAUUGACCAGCUGUCCUGGUUAAAAUGUCUGUGUGUGUGUGUAUGUGUGUGUGUUCAGAGCAGGUGCAGCCAUACCUGCAGGAGUGCGAGCGUCGUGCAGCCAUCGUGAUCCAGAGUUUCUGGAGAGGCUUCAGAGAGCGCAGAAGCUACAACGACACACACAGACAUACACUGAAACUAAUGCAGACCAGGACACAAGCAGCAAAGACACUGCAGAGAGCGGUACACACACACACACACACGCACACACACAGCAGGAAGCUGAUUCUGCCUCUGGAUAUAGAGAAUAUUUAAUAACAGUAACAGGACAUUCACACAUGACUCCUUCUCCUUUCAGGUGCGUCAAUUUUUGCAAAAACGUCGAGCAGCCAAAGCCCCUCCCAUCCCACCUUUCUGGAUUGGUCAGAAAGGUUUGACGGACAGCAGGAGGGUGGAGCUUAGGAGACAGGUGGAGGAGUACACCUCACUACAUCCUGUAAGAGACUCUGAGAAUCAUCAGAUGAGUUUCUCAGGAUGUUUUGAGUAAUACUGACUCUCUCUGUGUGUGUGUGUGUGUGUGUGUGUGUGUGUGUGUGUGUGUGUGUUGUGUGUGUGUGUGUGUGUGUGAACACAUGCAGUCAUCCCGUGUGUCCUCUCAGGAGUGCGAGCGUCUCCAUGAGGAGGUGCAGCUGCUGAUUCGGUCGGAGCUGCAGCGGGGGGAGCAGCAGAGGAGGGAGGAGGAGCGGAUGGAGGCUCUUCUGGCUCACACACACACACAGCUGGAGCUGCUCAGAGGUCUCUUAAACACUUCUUCUCCUCCUUCCUUCCUUCCUUUGUUCCUUUCUCUCUCCUCCUUCAAGCAGGAAGCGUCCACUUAUCAUGAACCUCCAUCUGAAAGUCCUCGUGAGCAGAGAGCCGCCUGCAGACAGAGAUAGAGCUCAGAUUUUUAUCAGUCAUGUGCAGGAGGGAAAAUCACUGUGAGGGGGUAAAAUGAAGUUCUGCACAGGUGGAUCUGAGGUCACGUGUUCACCAAAGUGAGAGGAAAACACAUCACCAUUUAUGGUCUCUCUACCUGCUCUCCAGAUGCCCCGCCUCUUUCUGUCAUCACGGCAACAGCAGCAGAGUCCUUCCUGAGCCCCUCUGGUCCCAUCGCCACUCGGGCCCGUGAUGCCCACAACGCAAUUCUGCAGGCAAGCCGGCUGCCCUGGUGGAGGACACUCGGAGAGACGGCUGGUGUGGACGAGAUUAACCCUGCCAACCUGCAGGAGUUGGAGGCGGAGCUCGGAGGACUGUUUGUGGGCGGGUCGACAGGGGUCGCCAAAGUCUCUGAAGUGGAUGGACGUCACCUUUGA